UGCGGUUGCAGAGUCCCAUGAUCGGCAGUGCGCGAAUGAGUCGCACAUUCGUAGUACUGUGAGAGAGCUCAUCUGAUUUUGUGCAGUCGUGCUGAAGCGCGGCAGGCUUCCGGCGUGGUGGACUUGCUCACGUUGCCUGCGCGCCAUUGCAUUUGGAUGGUAAGCCUGCAUGUCGUGAGCGCCUUCACGCCGCUUGCCUGGAGCUGGGAAGACUUCGCGGUCGGGUCUGCUGAGGCGGUCCGGGCGCUGCACGCCCUGCUUGGCGAGCGGGACCACGACGCGCUACGCGGGCUGCUGGCCGAGCCGCUGCGGCGGUCCCUGCUGGAGGCCGGCGACCACAGCCAGGAGGGGUGGGCGCGGCCGCCGAGCGUGAAGAGCGUGCGGCCCCUGGGCGUGCACACGGCCACGGCCCACGAGGUGCCCGCCGAGGAGGGAGGCGGCGCAGUGGUCCGCGUGGUGCCCUUGAUGCGCGUGGUGGAGGAGUACGCCUACCUCGGUUAGCGCGCUGGGGUGCAGGGCCCUGCUGCUGCUGCUGCUGCUGCUGCUGCUGCUGCUGCUGCU
Prorocentrum cordatum is the source of this 561-nucleotide messenger RNA. NCBI's taxonomy places the organism in Eukaryota, Dinophyceae, Prorocentrales, Prorocentraceae. The record is from the annotation of a GenBank genome assembly.